This is a messenger RNA of Huiozyma naganishii CBS 8797, 432 nucleotides long. RefSeq names its product Gpg1p (gene GPG1). Bases 1 to 432 code for a protein of 143 amino acids. Lineage: Eukaryota; Fungi; Ascomycota; Saccharomycetes; Saccharomycetales; Saccharomycetaceae. The record is from RefSeq and is a predicted model, not a curated record. The transcript has a single exon.
AUGUACAGCAGAAGAACUAUAGUUAUUGAAGAGGUUGAAGGUUGGCCCGGGAAUGGGCGGGCUGCAGCGGUGGGAGCCCCCGGGGACCAGUUGGGAGAUAGGAACAGCUCGAUCCAUGCAUUGUUGGACAUGACCAGAACGCAGUCCAUCUUGAUGGAGGCCACGAGGGAGUUGCACGAUCUCACAGAACAGAUAGAUACUUAUCAUCAGAACUUACCUCCGUCAGAGGACGUCAUGAUGAAUUUGCCCCGCAUGUUGGGUCUUCUCAUGGAGAGCAGAGAGAGGGCAAAGAGACUGUACAGGGAGACCCUGUCCAUCAAGACGGCCGAGUUUACCUGUGAUGCGCAGAGACUGUUUGAUGAGUUGCAGCAAGAAAUUUUGCGGACCGAUGAGAUGCUGUCACUGUACCGUGGAAGAGGUACCUAUCAUUAG